Messenger RNA from Stegodyphus dumicola, 5848 nucleotides. RefSeq names its product polycomb group ring finger 3-like lethal (3) 73Ah (gene l(3)73Ah). Lineage: Eukaryota; Metazoa; Arthropoda; Arachnida; Araneae; Eresidae. The record is from RefSeq and is a predicted model, not a curated record.
UUAUAAAUGGUUGGACGGAAUGCACAUUCACGGGAUUUAUUCCUGUGUUUUCGUAAAUUACUGAAACAAAAACUCUUGAAACCUAAAUACUCUAUGGUUUUGUAAGGCUUCAGGGGCUUGCUCCAUGAGAUGGAAAGGCGGAUACGCCUUAAAACUCUCAAUCCACACAUAACAUGCAAAAUUUGCAAAGGAUACUUGAUUGAUGCAACAACUGUAAUUGAAUGCCUGCAUACCUUUUGCAAAAGUUGCCUGGUAAAACAUCUUGAAGAUAACAACAGUUGUCCUACAUGUGAAAUUGUUAUUCAUCAAAGUCACCCUUUGCAGUAUAUCAGCUAUGAUCGGACUAUGCAAGAUAUUGUGUACAAAUUAGUUCCAAAUCUACAGCAAAAUGAAGUGAGGAGAGAACGAGAUUUCUAUAAAAGAAGAGGAAUGCCUUAUCCUAAAACUGUACCGAACAACUGCACAGAAAAAGAAGCUGGUUCACAGUCAUCUUCAUCCAAAGUUGAGGACUCUGAUUAUCAUAGAUCUGAUGAGCAAGUGAACAUUUUACUGGAAGCACAAACUACAGCAUUAAAACAAAUGCGCCGAAAAUUCAUUCGGUGCUCAGCUCAAGUAACAGUAACACAUUUAAAAAAGUUUAUUGCAAAGAAGGUUUUUAAUAAUAUGGAUAAAUACCGUGAGGUGGAUAUUUUAUGCAAUGAAGAAAUUUUAGGAAAAGACCAUACAUUAAAAUUUGUUUGUGUUACUAGAUGGAGGUUUAAGGAUCCUCCUCUGAAGCUUUAUUAUAGGCCUAAAUUGGAUUUAGCAUAAAUUGUUAUGAUAGAUUUCUGUAGCUGUCACUCAGCAGUGUACUUAGAGCGAUAUUUAAUCUGGAUUUGUACAUAGGUUUGUAAAGAAAUUGUUGCACAGAUGUUCAUCAUUUUUAUAACUUGCAGAUGAGUCCAAUACUUGUUUUAAAGAGCAGCUUUGAUAAGUUUAAAUAUAUUCCAGAAAACUAUGCAAUCCUUGUAUGAUGUUUUCAUAAAUUUUGUUACAUUUUUUUAAUAUUUUGCAAUUAUAUUCAGUAAAUAAUUCUUUUGUUUAAAAAUUAAUGUUAAAUUUAGGUAAAUCAUUUUCAUGUCUGAACAUCAUUGUAUCAUAAUUUAUUUCAUCUCUGUACAUCACUGUGAAUCUAAAAUCAUCUUCAUAUUCAUAAAUAAUGUAAAUAAUUAUAUAGAUGUAAAAGGAUAAGAGAAAUAUUUUUCUUAUGUGUAUUCCUUGAUCACCUUUGUAACUGUCCUGAUUACUGAAGUUCUGUGAGUAAAAGUUGUAUGUCUGUAUUUGUUGGAAGUUAAUACCAAAUUCUUCCACAGAUAUUGUGCACUUGAUAAUCUCUUAAAACUGUUAAUCAUAUAAGAAUAUAUUUUUAAAUAUCACAAAACCAUACAAAAUUUAUUUCAAGUGCAUGCUUCCAUUUAAUGGAUUCAAAUAAGUUAGAUUUGGUGUGAGGUGUUGAGUGCUUUCAAAUAAUAAAUCCACUGAAUUCUUUUACAUUGCAAAUAAAUCUCCUUCCUUUCCAGUUUUCUGAUUUGUAAUUGUUAUGAUUGCCUUUUGCAGUAGAGGGUAUUAAUUUGUAACUUGUCCUAUAUUUAUAUGUAUGUUUUUGUUAGUUUAUGUAAUAUGGGUCAAAUGGAAAUUAAUUUGGUACUUUUCUGUUGAAGUUACCACUUAAGUAUUGUGAAAUCCUAAAAUGUGCCAAAUAUAUUAUCAACAGCAUCAUUUAUUGCCCCCACCCCCAUAAAUAUGAAAUUUGUAGGUAAUAGGCUGAGCUGUGGAAAAAGAGUUUAAAAUAAUUAUAUUUCAUCAUUGGUGAAAUGGAAGAGUGACAAAAUGAAAGGGAAAAAAAGCAUUAUUCGUGUUGGUAUGAAAAGUUAAAUCUGCUUAAAUAGAUUCUUUUAGCAAAUUUUACUCAGUAUAAAAAAUUAUAUAACCGUCUAGAUUUUAACCUUUAAUAAUAUUGCUUUUUGUACUGUUCUUCAUUCACACAAAGUUCUUAAUUCUUCAUUUUUUGCCUAUAUAUUUUAUAAGUAAUAAAACUUGAAUAUAUAGAUUUACUUAUAAUGGCUGUGAAAAAUUAUAUAAGCAUAUUUUGCCCUGUGUUUUAAAUUGAUAUUUUGCCUGCUGUAUACACUUAUCUUUGUAAGAUUGCUGUAGCUAAAUAUUUAUUAGAAAGCAAAAUCUAACAUUAGGUUAAAUUGAUGGGGCAGAAACCCAGUGACUAACAGAAAAAUAUUACUUCUUCCUCAUUUUUGAAGCUUUACUUUUUUAAAAUUUAAUAAAUCUCAAGUGCAGAAAAAGAAAAAUGCUACUAUAGCAUUCAUCGUUAGAUGUACUAGGAAGAAAAUAGUUCCUAAAUAUAAGUUUUCAUUUCAUUGUUAUUAUUGGCUGAUUUUUAUGCCUGGAAUUCAAGAAAAGUAUUGUGGUAGUGAAGUGUGCUUUUCAUUAAAAUAUCAUAUGUGUGAUUUGUACAUAAAUUUAUCAUAGUAUAAUUGGAAAUUCAUAUGGCAAUGCCCUAGAACAAUGCAGAAUUUGGAUACUAAGAGGGAUUAAGUUUUAAUACCCCAGAAACUACAAAUAAUCUACGAUUGAUUAGGAGACUGUGUGUGUGAUUAACUGUGUAAACAAUAAAUACAUGUUUUAUUAUGUAUUUCAGAAUACAUUGCAUGACAAGAAAGUAAAUAAGAGAAAGCAUGUCUUAGAAAAUCAUUACAAAUAGACAUAUUUUUGUCUUCUACAAGCAUGGCUUUCUUUCGUUUCCCCCCAUAUUGCAGAUUUUUUCAACCUCUUAAAAGGGAGUUUUAAGACAAUCCUGCUUUGAGCUGUGGAUCUCUGUCAUUGUGCAUCAUAUGUUUGCCUACUUUCAUAUCUGUGAUUUUCUGGUCAUUCUCGCUUUUCUUGAAACUUUUUUAUUAUUAUAUUGAAAUUAGGAUAGGUAUACAUAUGAUGACUUCUAAGUGUGACUACUCUGUUUGUAAUUUGUGAUCAGAAGGCUGUUAUUUAAUUUCAUCCGUUAUUAAUAUGUGGCCACUUCAUGAAUUCCUCUUUUUUUUUUUUUUUUUUUUUCUUCUCCAGAAUAUUUUUUGUAAAUUUUAAUAUAUUUCCUAAGUGUUCUUUCAUGCAGUAUUUCUCAUGCAUAUUGCAUCUACAGAGACUGCAUUUUUUUCAUCUGACACCAGUAAAUCUUGCAUAGCAAAACUGUGGUUAUAAAUACAUCUCAAGUUGCUUCCAUUGAAAUAUCAUUAAGUUACAGAAGGAAAUUUAAAUAUAAUUAUUAUAUAGAUCGUGUGUAGCUAAUACCUGUCAUUAUGGAUUUAGUUACUGAACAGAGAAAAGCAAGGUUUUUGUUGCAUAAUGCAAUUAGUGACCAGUAAGUUACAUCACAAAUAAGAGUGUCACUCGGAAUCUGCAGUCUACUCUUUGUUCCGUGAAAUGAAAUCUCGCUUUAAAGGGCCAUUUAAGAGCACUUCAAAAAUUCAGAAAACUAUAAAAUAACAGUUUCCAAGCACUGAUUUCUGUGAAGCAGUUCAAAAGCUAAAUUGCAUCAGAAAGAAUGUAAUAUUUUUCUUUAUAUCUCAGCAUCUUAUGAAUUUAUCUGUGAGGCUUUGUAGAUGUUGUGUUUGUUUUCAUUAUUAUACUGAAAUUACAGCUGUUAAUUAUUAUAUGUCUCUAAAUAUACAGGAAAUGACUUGCAAAGCUGCCGUUUUAAAUCAAAAAAAGUAAAAAUAUUUUCAGAUAGAAAGGAAUGUCAAAUGCUAAGACAAGCUACAGUGCUAUUCCAGCAAAUGCAUGUGUGUUAAGAAAGCAAAAGAACCUUAUUCAUAGUAUUAAUAUUAAUUUCCUAGGUGAUGAAAAGAAAAAACAAAAUCUUGCAAGUUGCGUAAUUGCAGCGAAGUGAAACUGCAAUAUGUAUGAAUGUCUGCAUUAUAUUCCCAAGAUGUCCAUCUGCCAAUACCUAAAUCAGCAUUGUGCUGUGAGAUUAAAAAAAAAAAACACUUAUUUUUAUAAAUAUUGUCAAGAUCUUUCAGAUGGGAAUUUUUAUUAUAAUUUUGUCAAUUGUAACUGAUCAAAAAGACAAAUGUUUAUAGAUAUUCGAUGCAGUCAUGAGAUGACUACUUUUUUUUUUAAAUUAUUAUUUUUUUUUUAACUGUCACAGAACUUUAAAAAUAUUUUCUCAUAUAUAUUGAAGAAAUCUGCAUAUGUGUGGAAUAGUAUAUAGUUCAAACCUGUGUUGUUCAGUUUUCAACUGUUCUUUAAUAGUUCUGCUCCUGAUUUAUUGAUAUUUUUCCUGUUUGUGAACACCUUUAAUAAAACUGAAAUCAAAAUUAGUCUACCACCUUACUUAAACAGUCAAUACAUGUUGAAAUUAAAUUCUUUGCUGAAAAGUGCAUCUGUACUGUAAAUAUGUCUUGAAGUAAUAUAAUUUCAGAAUAACAUUUUGAGAAAUGAAAUUAAACUUUAGAAGUAUAAAAACAGUAAUAGGAAUAUUUUAAAUACUAGUAUGAACAUUAAAACUAUAUAAAGAUUUAACACUUUAGUAUCUUAUUUUUACACUGCACAACAACCUAUGCCUUAAAUACAAACAAAAUGGCACCAUCUGAAUGUUAGUUUUCCGAUGAUGUAAUUUUUAUAAAGGAUUUAAAUUGUAAAUGCCAUUGUUAAAAGUGUAUUUGUAAAAUUUACAGUUGGAAAUGAUUAAAAACUAGUCCAAUGCAAAUUUUCAUAUGUAUAUAAGAACAAAUCAUAGUUUGAAAAAAAAUGGAAAUGUUUUUGUAUGUGCAUUGAAUGAAUGUAAUGCUUUUGAGUGAUUUGGGUUAUUAGUUCAUAUUUAAAGUGUGUUAUAUUAUGUAGCUGCAUUUUUAUAUUACUAUCUUCCACUAUUUGAGUGUUAAUUUCUUAAAGAAAAAGGAAAAUAAACCUCCUAUUUUAUCCUGUAAAUUGUAAAUAAUAAUGUGUAUAAAAAAUAGUUUUCAUUACUUUCAUGGAAACGGAUAUCUAUACAUUAAAUGUAUAUAGAAGUGCUGGAUAAACAUCCUGGAACUACAUUCUUUGUAAGUUAUUUAUAUACACUAAAAUGUCUGAAAAAUAUUUUCAUGUAUAGCAGUUCCAUAAAAUUGUAAAUUAGAACUGUAUGUGUUAUUAUCAACAAUUGAUCUCUUUGAUUAAAUUUAAUUAAAAAUAUAUAAUUUACAUUAAAUAUGUUAUAUUUAUAAAUUUUGUGCAUUAGCUGGAAUUUCUGUCUUGAAAAAUGGUAUAUUACUUCUGUGAACAUGUACAUGCAAAUUUUUUUUAAAUUCUUUGCUUAGAUAUUAAAAGUUCUAUUAAGUUAUUGAACAGAGUUUAUUUCUUAGAUGUUACUUGACCCCUUUUAAUGUAUCAGAGUAGCCAGUCUUCCUAGUAAAAUUGGGAAGCCUUUUUUUCCAUCUUCUGGUAAAUCUGAUUUUUAGUGUACCCUGUUUCAGAUGUAGAUCUACCAGAUUUGUUGAUUUUAAAAUUUAAAAAAAAAAAAAAAAAAAAAAAAGAGAGACUAUGAUAAAAUUUUGAUGGCAAACUCUCAAAAAAGGCUACGGUAACCAUAUUGUCAUCUCUAAACAAAUUUCAGAACAUGCAAAUUAAUUUUUUCCUUCCUAGUGAUUUUCAGCAUUAGUUUAUUAGUUUUUAUUCAGAUUGAACUGGUUUAAUCCAGUAAGAAAUUUACAAAGCAUUUUAUAAAUAGGUGUUGUUAUGAGUAAUGUUUAAGAGAAUUAAUUGUAUUUAAUUAUGAAUGAUACCUGUAAAUAGUUUAUACAUUUUUAUUAUGUUACUAAGUUUA